AUGAGUGACUCUUUCUCCCAAAGCCCAAAGUCGCCCGCCGAAUGGGAAAAGUAUGCGACUUCUACCCAGAUUAGUAAAAUCCCAUUGAAGGCUGAAGGGACCAUACCAACCAAGCCGGGCGACAACGUAUUCAUCCGAGAUGUCUACGUCGAUGUGACCAAGGUCAUCGCAGCAGAGCCCUUUCAAGUCAUUGCCGCGGCAGAUGUUCUUGGCUUCCAGCCCGACACAACCGUCGACCUGUCAAAGACCUCGGGUGGUAUACAACUGUAUGGCAGAGUAUUGACCGCGGACUCUCCGGUUAACAUCAAAUUACAAGCAAAGAAUGUGGCUGCAGGCUCAUUCACUAUCUACGGCACCACUCCCGACCAGAAGUUCACCUACUCGAUCGACGGAGUUGACAAUGUUGAUGGAAAGGUUCAGAACACCCUUGGUCUUGGCCCGGGUACAGGUAAUGUUGGAUUAGAGAUAGAAAUCGACAACUCAGCAAAGCCUCCAGUCACCACAACGUGGACAAAGGAUUAUAGCCUCUGCUACGACAUUCCCUGGCUGGUGGAAACCUUGGCCACUCAACUGCGCAUUGCCUCCAUCCUAUUUUGGAGUCAUACAGAUCUCGCCCUGGGAUUGACCGUUUACGUGGCUCUCUGCACAGGGAGUAGUGAUAAGUAUGACGGAAGUACCAACCUUCAAGCCGUGAGUCUCGGUCAGCAGCUGGCCAUCCAGAAGCUCCUCGGGCCAACGGGAAACUACGUGCCUGUCCUGGCGGUGGACAAAUAUACCGAGGCCCAGACUCUUCUAUUAAAUACAGGGGAAGCCUUUCAAACACAGUAUCAAAUAUUCCAGUGUCGCAAUAAUCAUGUGCAAGACCGAUUUGCCGCCUGGAAGGAAAUGGCGAGCAAAGCGGGAGACCAGCUCACGAAUGGAGAGCAGCACCGGGACGAAGCGGAAAAAAAGUAUAAACAUGUCCUCGACAUUGUUGACUCUUGCGAAGCCAUGAUGAAACAGGACGAAGAUCAAAUAAAAAAACUGGGAGAUAAAUACAAGGAGGGGCUAGAUGCCUGGCAGAAAAAACAAAAGAAAUUGGCCGUCUUCAAGAUCCUCGGCGCCAUAGCCGACUUUGGUUUGUCAAUCGGCAUGCUCUUCCUGGGCAGCUCAGGGGGCAGCGGCCCGGUCAGCAAAGCCAUCGAGGCAGUCGAGGAGGUCGAAGAAAGCGGCGAGGCCGCAAAGUCCCUGCUCAGCUCUGGCGUUCUCAAGAAAAUCGCCAAGGGUGCAUCGACGGUAUACAAGCUGUAUCCGAACAUCUCCAGGGCAAUUAAAAACCUCCAGGAACUCGAGAAGAGCCCGGAUGCAGAUGUCAGGCCGAUCCAAGAGGUCCAAGGUGAUGCCGCCGAUGCAGACGCGCUUCUGUCCAUUGCUGAAUGGGAUAAAUGGAUAGAAGAUGCCAACAAUGGGUUAGCCUUUGCUGUGAAGGAGGGUGUAAAUGACGCAGCGGCAUUCCAAUUGGGGCUUCGAAAGCACUCCAUCAAUGGGAAGCUGUUGGCACAGGCCAAGGCAGAAGCCAUCAAGUCUGCACAGGAAUAUAUCCAUGCAUAUAUGGAGGUAAUCCUGCAUCAGAGAGAUUUCAAGAGGCUUACAGAAUUGGAGAAGAAGUUUGAAAAGGACCAGACGUUGACGGAAGAGGCAGAGGUCCGGAUGUAUGACCGGUACAUGGCCGUUCGAACCAGCAUCCUCAUCCAGAUGCGCAAUGUCGCCUGGGCGUACAAAUUCGCCGUGUUGGACAAUGAUCCCAUCCAAAUUUAUCCACUGAAGAAUUUGCAGGAUUACCGAAAGGAUCUCUCUGACUUGGUUAUGAAAUUGCAAACGUUCAAAGAGCAGUAUCCCGGUGGUCCCUCGCCAUUUGACAAGAAGGCCAUACCAUCCCAGAAUCUACCGGCCCCGUACAACGACCAAAUCGUUGAACAGCUCAAAACCUCCCAUAAAAGCACUUUCACGUUCAUCCCCAAAGCCCCAAAGACACAAGAUCACAGUCCAGCUGGUCCAUUCUACGACGGGUCUCACUUUCGCAUCAACAGGGUGGAGAUCACGCUGGUUGGUGCGAAGUCUAAUGUCAAAGAUAAGAACGAGCCGGAUUUUGCAUUUAAGAUAUCUACAUCCGGGGUAUACAAUGAUAUACGGAAAUCGGACAUCUUCAACUUUGUCGGCCCUGUGUUCUCCCGCGAGUACUCGUAUAAUAUCGUCGACGGAAGGCCUGUCACGGAUACGGCAUUCACCAUCAAUACAAAUGAGUACAGCGCACCACCGCCAUUUACGAGCUGGACAGUCGAGAUAACGAAUCCCGGGUCACUGGAUCUUUCCGGUCUCACUUCUAUGGACCUUCAGUGGCAUGGUGAGAAGUACAAUGAGGAAUUCUUGGGGUGA
Messenger RNA from Aspergillus glaucus CBS 516.65, 2415 nucleotides. RefSeq lists its product as uncharacterized. The record is from RefSeq and is a predicted model, not a curated record. Lineage: Eukaryota; Fungi; Ascomycota; Eurotiomycetes; Eurotiales; Aspergillaceae. The coding region runs from base 1 to 2415 and encodes 804 amino acids. The transcript is spliced from 5 exons.